UAAAAAUCCCAAUCUAAGAGACUGAGCCACUUCCAUACCCCUCUGCAGUGUGGAGUGAGUCCUGAAGGAGACCUGGAGGUUAAUGCAGGGAAACCAGAGCUAGGUUCUAGCUCAAACUCUUGACGUUGAGAGAUCUGAAGCUGGAUUAGAAAAGUCAAACAGCACAAUAUGGCAGGAACUGCAAGAGCAACAAAAUGCUAUUAAAACUCCUUCCUUUUCCUCGGAGAAUAAAGUGCUAAUAUCCUUAGCCAGGAAAAAUCACCCUUGAGUUCAUGGACCAAGACUAUUCCUCAUCUAUAAACAUAUUGCUCCAACUUUCCAGGCAGUUGGCCUGAGCGUGGGGUGAGGAUGAGAAAGUGUUGCAGAGUAAAUGACGCUAUGGAGAGAACCCACCUAUCUCCUGGAACAGCAUCACACGCAGGGUUAAUCCUGCCCACCACAGACUUUCUCAAAUGUCGCAAUGACCUUUCCGCUAUUGGGUCUGUCUGUAUCAUUGGUGAACUGCUGCUCAUUCUUUCAGUGCAAACAGCUUUCACCGAAGCACCGGUAAUGGAAUAUAGAGUCCAUAACACCUGCUACUGUUAGGCCUGUGUGAUUUCUAAUGGCUUUACUUUCCUCUAGUGUCCAGAACCAGGUGGAUGAAGUCAUUGACGUCAUGCAGGAGAACAUCACCAAGGUGAUUGAAAGAGGAGAGAGACUGGAUGACUUACAGGAUAAAUCAGAAAGUUUAUCAGACAAUGCAACAGCGUUCAGCAACCGAUCCAAACAGCUUCGAAGACAGAUGUGGUGGCGAGGGUGCAAGAUGAAGGCCCUUGUAGCUUUGGUUGCUGUCAUCCUCUUGCUAGUGAUCAUCAUACCUAUCAUCCUGAAAUACCACACUUGACUUGAUGGCUGGAGACUUCUGUGGAAGCGGCUCUGGGAUGAUAAAAGCUGC
Molecule: messenger RNA, 934 nt
Organism: Terrapene triunguis (Three-toed box turtle)
Lineage: Eukaryota; Metazoa; Chordata; Testudines; Emydidae
Product: vesicle-associated membrane protein 4-like
Exons: 4
Coding region: 602-883 (93 amino acids)
Biological process (GO): vesicle-mediated transport; Golgi ribbon formation
Cellular component (GO): membrane
Source: RefSeq, a predicted model, not a curated record